Messenger RNA from Camelina sativa (false flax), 549 nucleotides. Lineage: Eukaryota; Viridiplantae; Streptophyta; Magnoliopsida; Brassicales; Brassicaceae. The record is from RefSeq and is a predicted model, not a curated record.
AUGACGAUCAUCUCUGAUCUUCCGUGGGAACUAGUAGAAGAGAUACUCUCUAGGGUUUCGAUAACUUCUCUCACACCUGUUGGAUCCACUUGCAAACAAUGGAGAAGUCUAUUCAAAGAUGAGAGCUUUACACAUAAGCACUGUGAGAUCUUUGGAUCUCUUCUGCAUUUGCCGUUUGAUUUCAAUGGUGAUGUGACUCUAUCUUGUGUUAGAGAAGAGCAGCUUGCGGUGCUUUUUGGUAGGUGCCGGGGUAGGUAUGAGGUGGAGAUAUGGAUUACAACUAAGAUUGAAUCCAAUGCAUUGUUGUGGAGCAAAUUCUUUAAAGUUGCUAUACAACCCGUGUGUAGAUCUUACUUUUUAUCUGAGUUUAAAGCUCAAAGUUUCUUCAUUGAUAAGGAGAAGAAAACAGCACUUGUUAGUGGUAAAUACUUACUCAGUAACAAUUAUCGCUACGAGGCAUCUAUUUUAGUUGGAGAGGAUGGGUACUUGGAAGAACUGGAUCUCAGAGAUGUGUUCUCUUAUGUUCCAAGUUCGGUGCAGAUCCAAUAG